CCCCCUCCCCACAUUUUUACCCCCUCUAGGAUCUCAGACCGUGGCGGUGGGAUCCCCCACGACCUUCUGGACAAAGUGACCGAAUACCACUUCAGUACAGCCGAGGCCAGCGCCCAAGACCCCCGACUGGGCGGCCCCUUCCGUAACCUCAUGGACCUCAGCAACAUCGGCCAGGCCGGCCCAAUGCACGGUUUCGGAUUCGGGCUGCCCACCUCCAGAGCCUACGCCGAAUACCUGGGCGGCUCCCUGUGCCUGCAGUCCCUGCAGGGGGUGGGAACCGACGUCUACCUGAGGCUGCGGCACAUCGACGGCAAGGCCGAGAGCUUCCGCAUCUAACGGGACCCCCGAGGGACCCCCCAAAGGACCCCCCCCACCCCCCCUCAGGUUUUGUCACCUCCUGGCGACGUCGGACGGAGGUGGGGACUCUGCGCUGGUCUCCGUUGGGAGGUCUGGCCGCGUUUGCGCUUCGUUAAGAGGCGUCGCCUUCGUUAAGGGCGCCGCUCAUUAAAGCCCUUGUGCUGA
Molecule: messenger RNA, 522 nt
Organism: Phasianus colchicus (ring-necked pheasant)
Lineage: Eukaryota; Metazoa; Chordata; Aves; Galliformes; Phasianidae
Source: RefSeq, a predicted model, not a curated record